This is a messenger RNA of Oldenlandia corymbosa var. corymbosa, 2775 nucleotides long. The record is from the annotation of a GenBank genome assembly. Lineage: Eukaryota; Viridiplantae; Streptophyta; Magnoliopsida; Gentianales; Rubiaceae.
AUGAGUUUACCGCCGAACCUGAUUCUGAGCCCUGCGAAUCCUGAAUGGUUAAACAAAGGCGACAACGCUUGGCAACUCAUUUCAGGCACUCUAGUCGGAUUACAAAGCGUUCCGGGACUCGUCAUUCUAUACGGCAGCAUUGUUAAGAAGAAAUGGGCCGUCAAUUCAGCUUUCAUGGCCCUUUACGCAUUCGCCGCCGUCCUGGUUUGUUGGGUCGGAUGGGGCUACCAAUUGUCUUUCGGAGACAACUUCAUUCGGUUUCUGGGCAAACCCGAUACUGCAUUGAGUCAAAAGUUUCUACUCAGGCAAGCAUUUGCGGGCAGGUUUCCGAAUGCAACCAUGGUUUACUUUCAGUUCGUGUUUGCCGCAAUCACCCUGAUUUUGAUUUGCGGCGCGGUUCUCGGGAGGAUGAAUUUCUAUGCCUGGAUGUUGUUUGUGCCGCUGUGGCUCACUUUCUCUUAUACGGUUGCGGCUUAUAGUAUUUGGUGUCCUGACGGCUGGUUAUUCAGGCUUGGACUGAUUGAUUAUUCCGGCGGAUUCGUGAUUCAUCUUUCUUCGGGCGUUGCUGGCUUCACAGCGGCUUAUUGGGUCGGUCCAAGGGCUAGUAAGGAUCGGGAAAGAUUUCCGCCGAACAAUAUCUUGCUUAUGCUUGCCGGGGCAGGGUUGCUGUGGAUGGGCUGGACGGGAUUCAACGGUGGAGAUCCGUACGCCGCGAGCAUAGACGCGUCGUUGGCUGUCAUUAACACGCAUAUCUGCGCUGCCACAAGCUUGCUCACUUGGACAUUUUUGGAUAUUCUGUUCUUCGAGAAGCCAUCAGUUAUUGGUGCUACUCAGGGCAUGAUCACUGGCUUAGUCUGCAUCACCCCUGCUGCUGGAAUUGUACAAGGCUGGGCAGCUAUCAUUAUGGGAGUAAUGUCGGGAAGCAUUCCAUGGUUCACAAUGAUGGUUUUGCACAAGAAAAUCUGGCUGCUGAAACAGGUGGACGACACGUUAGCCGUGUUCCACACGCACGCCGUGGCAGGUAGCUUAGGCGGGAUUCUGGCCGGAGUUUUCGCGAAUCCUAAACUCAGCAGGCUGUUCUACAAUGUGGAUAGUUGGCCACGGUACAUUGGUCUGUUUUACGGCUUCCACGACCGGAAGUUCGAAGCAGGAUUCCGGCAACUGUCCGUCCAGUUGUUGGGCAUUGCAUUUGUUACCGUGUGGAAUCUUGUGAUGACAAGUCUAAUUUGCUUGCUGAUCGGAUUAGUCACACCUCUUAGGUUGCCUGAAAAGGAUUUGAAUGAGGGCGACGAAGCUGUUCAUGGUGAACAAGCCUAUGCUUUGUGGGGAAAUGGGGACAAAUGCUUGGAUUUUAAACUGGAGAAACAAUUCGAACUAAGUUCAAAUCCGAACAUUUUAGCAAUGUUUGGAAAAUCUACCACCUCUGAUCUCCCAGACUGGAUGAACAAAGGCGACAACGCAUGGCAGCUCACGGCGGCAACGCUAGUUGGGCUUCAAUGUGUACCGGGCCUAGUCAUUCUGUACGGAAGUAUUGUUAAGAAGAAAUGGGCCGUUAAUUCAGCUUUCAUGGCGCUAUACGCAUUUGCUGCGGUCAUGGUUUGUUGGGUAAUGUGGGCUUACAGAAUGUCGUUCGGCGAUAAAUUACUACCUUUCGUGGGUAUACCUAAUGUGUCGUUGGACCAAAAGUUUCUCCUUCAGAAGGCUUUCCUUGGGGCUUUCCCAAAUGCUACAAUGGUGUAUUUCCAAUUUGUUUUCGCGGCAAUAACGGUGAUCUUGAUCGCCGGAGCUUUGCUCGGAAGAAUGAACUUCCGGGCGUGGAUGAUAUUUGUCCCGCUUUGGCUAACUUUCUCUUACACCAUUACCGCGUUUAGCAUUUGGUGCCCUGAUGGUUGGUUGUCAACCAUGGGGAUCAUCGAUUUCGCCGGCGGCUAUGUCAUUCAUGUUGCUUCAGGAGUUGCUGGUUUCACGGCUGCUUUCUGGGUUGGGCCUAGGUCCGUAAGAGAUAGAGAGACGUUUUUCCCAAACAACAUGUUGUCCAUGCUUACUGGGGUGGGCCUUCUUUGGUUGGGAUGGACUGGAUUUAAUGGCGGUGGCCCGUUUGCUGUUAGCACUGAUGCAUCAUUGGCAAUCCUGAAUACGCACGUUUGUACCGCCACUAGUUUGCUGACUUGGAUCAGUUUGGAUAUGAUAGUCUUCAAGAAACCAUCAGUUCUGGGAGCUACUCAAGGCAUCAUCACUGGCUUAGUUUGCAUUACCCCUGCCGCUGGGGUGGUGCAAGGUUGGGCAGCCAUCAUAAUGGGUCUACUCUCGGGAAGCAUUCCAUGGUUCACCAUGAUGAUCCUCCAAAAGAAAAUUUCAGUACUUAGGAAAGUCGACGACACGUUGGGUGUACUCCACACCCACUGUGUCGCCGGCUGCCUAGGCGGAAUCCUCACCGGGAUCUUUGCCGAGCCAAAACUGAACCGCAUUUUCUACCUGGUUGACAACUGGGAGCACUACACCGGCCUGGCCUACGCCGUACACGAUGGCCGCGCCAAAGCCGGGCUCCGGCAAGUGGGAAUCCAGCUGCUGGGGAUCGUGUUUGUGGUCAUCCUCAACGUUGUGAUUACGACUUUGAUAUUUUUGGUUAUUAAAGCGGUGGUUCCGCUUAGGUUGACGGAAGAAGCGCUGAACAUGGGAGAUGAGUCGGUUCAUGGAGAAGAAGCGUAUGCGCUUUAUGGUGAUGGGGAAAAGAAUGAGAACUACAAGCAAACUGCGGCGUAUGGGUUUGCCUAA